AUGAGUCCGGCCACGAUACCGAGUUCCACGACUGUCCUAGGCAAUGGCGGGGACAGUCCUGCAGCCAAGGGCCCUCCUCCCAGCUUCACAUUCGGUGCGGGCGGGAGUGGUGGUGGAGAUCGGAGACCCAAGCGUCCUCUGCCUCAUAUCGACGAUAUCACUUCGGCCAACAUUGACCUGGAUAGCUAUGCCCAUGCCCCAAUCGACAAAGUCCUUACUACGGGAGAGGAGUUCCUGCGGCAGGCCGAAACUUCGAGGAGCUUUGGGAGGCCGGAUCUUGCCCUAAGGGACUACAUCCAGGCAACCAUAAUCGUGGUCGAUGUCAUCAAAAAGAACAAGGACUGGGUGUCGCUACAAUCGGGCAACAAGACACUGUCAGAGAGAUACCUGCGCCUGAUGCGCCAAGUCAAUGCUUCUCACAAUAUCUAUGAGAAGAUCAAGGCAGAUAUCAAGGCUGAUAAUGUGAGAACCGGAGUUCAGCCAAGUGUCCAUCGCCCAGGGACGAUUAACCCGGCUGUCGCAAGCCGAGCUAAAGCCAACCCCUCGACGGAGCAUGGGGAGAAUGGUACAGGCAACGCCACGGAUGGGAGGCAGGGAAGGGACAGAGUGAGUGCCGACAAUGCCACAGGGAAGCUUUCAGCACUGACAACCUCAAAGGCCAAACCGGCUGUCCACCCAAAACCCCAGGCACUGCAUGGUAACACGGUCAGGCCUGACGGGGGAAAUCUCCCAACUAGAAAAGCAGUGCAAGACCUUGCAGAGCGCUUUUCCCAACUCCGCGCAGCCACAGGAUCUCCUGCCCAGGACCCCCGUAUCCGCACCCAGCCAAUUAUGGCCCGACCAGUGGGUGGGCGAGAAGAUGCAUCCCCCUCGCCCAGGACCAGUUUCGUUGGGGAGAAUGUGCUGCCCGACCUGCCCAAGAUGCCAGAUGCCAUUUACAGUCCCGCCAGAGGGACAGUCUCGAGCGAGGCAGCCGAGCUCCCCUCCAGCACCCCACGUGGCAUCUUUAGUCGAACGAACUCAACGGCCGCAGUCCCGAACGGUUCGAGCGCCAUGAAGUCACCCCCCCCUGACGACUACUUCGCAUCUCAUUCGCCAGAACCAACAGGGCUGCCAGCCAAACGUACCAAGCUCACCUUUCCAGAGGGUGAUACCUUAUCUGCUCAAGGACUCGUCGAGCUCAUGCGGUCGGGCUCCAAAGACAUAUCGAUUCUCCUGAUCGACAUUCGCAGUCGUUCAGAGUUCGAUGAUGGUCACAUCAUGUCGCAGGCAACGAUUUGCGUCGAGUCUGAGGUUCUUGUCCGAGAGAACAUAUCUGCAAACGAGAUUGCCGACAGCAUGAUACUGGCCCCUUCGGCCGAGCAACUCCACUUUGAGAGGCGACACGACUUCGACCUCGUGGUCUUCUAUGAUCAGGAUUCCACCCAGAUCAGCUGGAGAACCGAUACACCCUCCCAGCGAGCAAUUUCCGGGCUGUACAACGCCCUCAGUCACUAUGACUUCGCCAGGGACUCCGUCACGAGGCGACCUAAGCUGCUGGAGGGCGGUUUAGACGCCUGGACGAAUCUUAUGGGAGAGGUGUCCCUGCAGACGUCGUCGACCACCAUGAGGGCCAGGCCUUGGGCAAGCACCUCCUCCGUAGGCAGAGCGCCGAUUCAGCGGCUGAAGCCCAGGCAAAAGUUCGUCGCCAGGCCUAUCCAGGAUGCGGACGAGGCGAGGCGAUGGGAAGAGACGCUCAACAAUGUCGAGUCUUUUUCCCCCGUGAGGACGACGGGUGAUUUCCUGCGACGCUUCCCUCCUGUUUCGACAAUACAGGAAUCCAUGGUGGCGCCCGUCACGGCGGCCGUGAGGACGGAGGCUGGUGCGUUCGGCUACGGCUCGUCUCGGCAGGAGGAUCUCUUUCCAUCCUGGCCCGCACCGCCUCAGCGACCGGCUCCCACAGUCCCCCGCCCGAGCUACAGUGGUCUCGCUGAGACGGACAACAGGGGCGAGCUCAUGAGGGUUUUGAAGACAACAUCCAAGGCGGACGGCGACGGCGAGGUCAGACAAUUCGUGGGCCUUGUAAACCCGCGGAACUGGUGCUACGGCAAUAGCUCACUCCAAUCCCUAUUCGGCACGUCUGGGUUUGCCGACGAUCUCCGUACCGGAGACUGGCAAGACAAAUAUAAGGUCCCCAUCAAGGCGGGCGAGAAGAUCCAGCCUCCCCAGCUCCUGACGAAGAUGCUCGCGAACCUUUUCGACUGGAUGGCCAAGGGUAAAUUUCGAGCAAUGGAGGCAAGAACUCUCAUGGAAUAUCUUCGCCACAUCCACGGUAAAAAUAUCGACGGCACCGCCAAGGAAGCGGAGGAAGUCUUCGGCGGUGACUACCAGCAGGAUGCUCAAGAAUACUUCUCAUUCAUCAUCGACCAGCUUCAUGACGAGACCAACCGGCUCAGGGACAAGACGGAAAGACUGACUAACUACAGAGACAACGAUACGAGGUCUCUGCUGCAAAAUUCGAUCGAGUACUGGAAGGCAUACUCGGAACUACACGACUCGAUAGUGGACAAGUACUGGCGGGGGCUUUUGGUACUGGCCAACUCAUGUCCAGCGUGUGGCGACAGCUCCAUGAGUUUCCAGAUAUCGGACAUGACACCGCUCGCCAUCACCAAGCAGGAUCGAAGCUUGGAGUCAAUGCUUGCAACUUACACAGCUCUCUCGGCGCCCCCAGACUAUGUGUGCCAGAAGUGCAAAAAGAAGGGCUGCCGGCAAACCAAACUCGACUUUGCUCGUGUGCCGGAUCGACUUGCAGUUACCUUUCAGAGAUUCCAGAGUAACCCGCGCACGGGGGUCAUGACCAAACUCGCCCACGAGGUCUCGUUUCCGAUACAAGAUCUCGACCUAGGACCCUACUGUAUCGACGGAAAGGACCGGGCCAUCCAGGACGACAAGGAGGCUGAAACCGUGGCCAAAACGGACCGGCAUUUCUCAGGGCCAUUCGUGUAUGACUGCUACGCUGUCAUCUGCCACGUAGGGGCAAGCCUCACCGCUGGCCAUUACAUAGCCUAUGUGAAGGACGGGUCCAGCAAAGACCCGACAGACUGGGUCAAGUUCAACGACACCCUGGUCACCCAGGUCAAGGCCGGAACGGGCAAACCGGGGGACGAGCUGCAGAAGAUGUACAAGGACGGCACUCAGCAGGCUUAUAUGGUAUUUUACAAACGCAGGGGCACAUGAGCGAGCGCAAGCGGCACCAUCACGUUUUCGCAUUGCCGGUUUUCGAAGCUUGGUUCCUUCAUCCAACGUUUCAUCGGGGGGGGGGGGAUUGUGCCUGUCUUACGAUUGGUGUGUGUGUGUGUGUGUGUGUGUGUAUGUUUGUUUUUUUUUUUUUUUGGUAUUGUUUAGCUAGCAUGGUUAUCAUGGCAUUUGCAUCUCGUGCGGGAGGAAGGGCGUCAGUUUCGCAUAGCAACGGAGACGUUGGGAGUUUUGGGGCGUGCAUAGGAGGAUGACAUCACGGGCUGGGGGGUUUCUGCACAGCUAGCUUCCGUUAUAUUAGCAAGGCAUUGAUUGGUACACACAUUGACCCUGGUUUAGGUACAUACUUCGGCCUUGCAAUUGAUUUGAAAACAUGGUCCAUACAAUUAUCGAGCCAAGAAUACUUUCUGACGGGGAUGGACCCUUACAAGGUACAGUAUCUACGUAUUGUUGGUGUAUAUUUAGCUCCCGUAGCCAC
This is a messenger RNA of Phialemonium atrogriseum, 3712 nucleotides long. RefSeq lists its product as uncharacterized. Gene Ontology annotation, cellular component: cytoplasm. Bases 1 to 3216 code for a protein of 1071 amino acids. Gene Ontology annotation, biological process: protein deubiquitination. The transcript has 2 exons. Gene Ontology annotation, molecular function: cysteine-type deubiquitinase activity. NCBI's taxonomy places the organism in Eukaryota, Fungi, Ascomycota, Sordariomycetes, Cephalothecales, Cephalothecaceae. The record is from RefSeq and is a predicted model, not a curated record.